Pygocentrus nattereri (red-bellied piranha) is the source of this 1367-nucleotide messenger RNA. It is a transcript of the gene ognb, whose product is annotated as osteoglycin, paralog b. The transcript has 6 exons. The coding region runs from base 96 to 974 and encodes 292 amino acids. Lineage: Eukaryota; Metazoa; Chordata; Actinopteri; Characiformes; Serrasalmidae. The record is from RefSeq and is a predicted model, not a curated record. Gene Ontology annotation, molecular function: protein binding.
CCUUUCAGACACACACUGCACUGCCCCUCUCAGUUCAGCACACAUACUGACGAAGGCAAGCCCUGCUCCUUCACAGAGCCUGAGAACUUGAGAAGAUGGACAUGAGGAUGUUACUCUUCUCUCUUCUGAUUGUGCCAUGGACAUUCUGUGCAACAGCACGAAAUCAGAAAACUGAGCCUCGAAACAGAGGCUUAUCAAAAGUACUGGACUAUGAAGGACUCCAGACAGAUGGAGAAGUUUUCAUGGAGGCUAGGACACCAAAGAAGGACGUCGUAGUCUUAGACUACGAAAGUCCUGGAGAAGAAGAUGACCAAAACACAGCACUGGAGAAAAAAGAUGCAGAUCUGCCCACUUGCUUGCUGUGUGUAUGUUUGACUGGAUCUGUAUAUUGCGAGGAGGUCAACCCAGAGAUGAAAACAGUGCCAGCUCUGCCGAAAGAGACUGCAUACCUCUAUGCACGCUUCAACAAAAUUGCCAAAAUUACCAACAAGGACUUUGCUGACAUUGCCACACUAAAGAGGAUUGACCUGACUGGCAAUGUCAUCUCUGAGAUUGAGGACGGAGCGUUCUCUAAACUGGACCAGCUGGAGGAACUAACGCUGGCGGAGAAUCGGCUCGUCAGACUACCAAUGCUGCCUCCAAAGCUCACCAGUCUCAAUGCUAAUCACAAUCGACUCAAAACGAAAGGCGUGAAAACAAAUGCUUUUAAGAAACUCAGAAAGCUGGCGUACCUCUACCUUGGUGACAACGAGCUGGAGGCCAUACCACCAUUUCCCGAGAGCCUGAGAGUCGUCCAUCUUCACAACAAUAACAUAACUACCCUGACGGAUGAAACGUUCUGCAAGGGCAACGACACUCACUACAUCAGGUAUAACAUGCAGGAGGUGCGGCUGGACGGGAAUCCGCUGGUGCUGGCCCAGCAUCCCAACAGCUUUAUCUGUCUGAGAGCUCUACCAAUUGGACACUACAAGUGAGCUGGAGAGACAGAAGGGAGGAUGUCUGGAGAGCACUCCCUCUGUGACUGGCCAAAUGGCAACUGGUCUCACUAUGAUGUAGUUUGGUUGUUAUUCCAAGCACUCGUAGCAUCUACACAAAUGCUUCAGAAGCUUUUUUUUUCCAAAGUUCUCUAUCUAAGUGUUUACGUAGCUUAAGUAAGAUACUGUUUUUAAGGGCAUGUGGUAUACGGGAAAGUAAACGUUUGUAAUGUUAAUCAUUUUACUUCAUUUUUAUUUAACAUGGUACCGUUAAGAGGAGGGAAAGGAAAAUUUAACAUAUACAGUGAGAAAAAGUUUGAGUAAAUUCAUUAAUUUGGUAAAUGUAUGACACGGUAUUCAAAAUCCUUUGUUAAUAAAUCCAUCUUGAACAAA